AUGAGCUACGACUUGCAUGGACAAUGGGAUUACGACAACAAAUAUGCUAUUCUUGGAUGUCCCGAGGGUGACUGUCUUCGCUCCCAUGUCAAUCUUACAGAGACGACAAGUGCCCUAUCAAUGAUCACUAAAGCUGGCGUCCCAUCUUCGAAGGUUAUUGUCGGACUGUCUAGUUACGGGCGGUCCUUCAAGAUGACCAAAGAAGGCUGUACCGGACCUAUGUGCCGGUAUGAGGGCCCAAAAUCAGGCGCACAACCUGGAAGAUGCACCAAAACAGCAGGAUAUAUAUCUGAUGCAGAAAUCAAUGAGAUCCUCGAUGAAGACGACACAGCUAAAACAAGCUACGACCAAAGCAGCGACAGCAAUAUCCUGGUGUACAACUCCACGCAAUGGGUGGCCUACAUGGACGAUGACACCCGAUUCAGCCGGACCGACUACUACGAGAGCCUCAAUAUGGGCGGUACAACCGACUGGGCCGUUGACCUGCAGUCAUUUGCAUAUAGCUCUGGUGGUGGCGCCGAGGGUGGCGGUUCUAGUUCUGGCUCUGGCUCUGGCUCAUUCAACCAGUCCAUUGCUAUCAUCGGCUCAAGUAUCUGGGAGGGAGACAGCCAUGCGGCGAAAUGCUGCGCGCCCUGCGUGCUUGUGCUCCCCGAUUUCCCCCUUUCAUCUACGUCUGUUUUCACUCGUCCACCGUAUGUUACCACGCUGGAUGUCGCUUGGCCAACUACCACGACGUUGACGAGUAACGGCGUAGUCGUUACCACCACAACCGUUAUGCGCAUCCUACAGGAAACUACUCUCCAGGCUCCUCCUGUCACUGUGUCCUCUAUCCCGAUAGCCAAUAUCAACGUCACUAUCCCGCUCGGCAAAGACGACAAUAUCACUCUGACGCCGAAGGCGCGAUUCCCUGCAAGUGUCACUCUGCCUCCCUGGCCUCAGGCCACCGUCAUCUAUUACGGUGACGAUGGUCAAGAUAGCAACGAUGACAACAACGAUGACAACAAUGAUGACAACGACAUCCAUUUACCCAAGAUUCCCAAAAUCACUCUGUCCGAAGGCCUCGAAGAACCUGAGUGUCCUCCGGACGAAGACUGCAAUGGCCCCUGUGUAUUAUUUUGCCACUGCUUCAUAUGCCCCGGCGGAGGCGGCGGCGGUGGCGGCGAUGGCGGAUUCGGAGACCCCAGCGAUCCGAAUCCCCCUGCCCGGCCCGCAGGCGAUCCAACAAACAACAGCAAGGACCCAAACAACAGCUGCAGCGAGUCUUCCACAGCAACAGACUACUGGGUGUCGUGCGAGAGCAAGGGGCCGACGUCGACCUCGUGCACGACAACAAGCAGCAUGCUGCACGUCGGCUGCGACGUGUCAGCCAGCACAACCACCACCGGGGAGAACGUCUGCCACUUGAUAGACUGGGACGAGGACCAGGGAGAUGACAGCAAAAACCGACCUAGCGACAAUCCCGAUCCAAAGCCAACUUCCACCACUUCCACCACUUCCAAAACCACCUUAACAUCCACAGCCACAUCUACAACAACCACAGGCAAACCCGUCCCAUCGGGCCUGCCCUCCUCCCGCGACGACAUCCAAUUCGUCAUCUUCGCCCCCAACAGGAUAACAGACGACGAGUCAACCUGGCGUUGGGCCGGAUACCUCCUCCCCAAUCCUGGCUACGACGACGAGGACGUCUGCAACGAGAAGUAUGAAGUCCUCUCGGACCCCGACGUCGAAGAUGACCAAGCUUGGCCUAUCUCCAUGGGCCCCUUUAAUGCUCCAGAUUUAGAUUACUGCUGGUUCCACAAAACAGGGGAUCCCCCCAAUAACCCAGGCUAUGUCUCCUGCAGCAAUCAUCUCGAUCUGCUGCCGUGCAUAGGGCUUGACGGGAAGCAUGCGGUGAGGAAUCCGGCACAUACAUGUACCGGGAGUGGCGGAGAGAAGACCGAGUUCUGGCUUCAGGCUUGGUGUCCUUUGAAGGGGUAG
Penicillium canescens is the source of this 1977-nucleotide messenger RNA. RefSeq lists its product as uncharacterized. Bases 1 to 1977 code for a protein of 658 amino acids. Lineage: Eukaryota; Fungi; Ascomycota; Eurotiomycetes; Eurotiales; Aspergillaceae. Gene Ontology annotation, biological process: carbohydrate metabolic process. The transcript has 3 exons. The record is from RefSeq and is a predicted model, not a curated record.